ACGAACACUGCCUCCUUUUAAACAGUGUCUAUCUGUUGCCAUCUCCAGUCGCUCAAGAUACCAAAAGAUAGGUAAAAUCUAACCGACCAGUCAGCAUGGAAAAGGGAGGCUUUACUACCAUUUAUGAAAAUGUAGAGAACACUAGCAUCUAUGAGAUUCCUGAUUCAGAGGAAGAAAAGGUAAUGAAUCUUUAUGAACAAGUCCAUGAAGACCCAGUAUUUCCUUCUUCCCCCACUUCUCCAGAAAGCAUGGAUAUCAGCUGUCUGGAGAGCCUGGAUCACAGCUGCAGUAAUUCGGUAUCCUCUCAGCAAGGAGCUGAUAGGGAGGAUUGUUCAGCUACCUCUCAGCAAGCGGCUGAUGGGGACGAUAGUUCAGCUUCCUCUCAGCAAGGGGAUGAUGGGGACGAUGGUUCAGCUUCCUCUCAGCAAGGGGCUGAUGGGGAGGAUGGUUCAGCUUCCUCUCAGCAAGGGGCUGAAGAUGACCAGAAUCUCCAGGAAGAGAUGGUGAUGAUGAGUCCAACGCAGGAUGAUGAACAUGGGGAAAGGAUGGGGUUUGAAAACAAAAUUCCGUCUCCUACUAGAUUCAGUCUUCGUAAUAGCCUGGGUACUUCCCCCAGCUUGCCAGUUUCCAACAGAUUUCCAGCUAACAACAACUUUGGAGAAAUGGACAACUUUCAGGAGGAGAGUGACAUUUUCCUCUUUGUUAAGGCCGGUAUAGAUGGAGAAAGUAUUGGGAACUGUCCUUUUUCACAGCGUCUCUUCAUGAUCCUCUGGCUCAAAGGGGUCGUGUUUAAUGUCACCACAGUUGACUUGAAAAGAAAGCCAGCUGAUCUACACAAUUUGGCUCCUGGGACACACCCGCCAUUCUUGACUUUUAAUGGAGAGGUCAAGACAGACAUCAACAAAAUCGAGGAGUUCCUGGAGGAGAUGCUUGUGCCUCCAAAGUACCCCAAGCUGGCUGCUACACAUCGUGAAUCAAACGCUGCAGGGAUAGAUAUCUUCUCCAAAUUCUCUGCAUACAUAAAAAACACCAGGCAGCAGGACAAUGCUGGCCUCGAGAGAGGUUUGACCAAGGCUUUAAAGAAGCUGGACAACUACCUGAACACGCCUCUGCCUGAAGAGAUCGAUGCAAACAGCACUGAAGAGGAGAAAGUCUCUAAACGCAAGUUUCUGGAUGGGGAUGAGCUGACACUUGCGGAUUGCAACCUGCUGCCCAAACUUCAUGUUGUUAAGAUUGUCGCUAAGAAAUACCACAACUAUGAGUUCCCCACAGAGAUGACGGGGCUGUGGCGAUACCUGAAGAAUGCCUAUGCCAGGGAUGAAUUCACCAACACCUGUGCGGCGGACAAAGAAAUUGAGCAAGCCUAUGCAGACGUGGCCAAGCGGCUCAGCAAGCCUUAACUGACACCCGCAAGGGCUUAGUAUCUCCGGGGGUUCCCAGUUCACAGACUCCUCUCCUUGUUGCCUUAGGAUAUAUUCCUCAUGAUGUUUCUGGUUGGCAUCCCCACAAUUUCAGCUGUUAAAAUACAUUGGUUAGGGCCAGAUCUGCCUCUCCCUAGGGAAAACAUCAGGCAACAGUGGGGGGAGGGAAAGGAGGCUAAACAAUCCUCUGGAAUCUGAACCCAUGAGCUGGAUCAAGUAUUAUUAUUAACGAUCAUCAGUAUUUGAAACUCUUCACCUUUUUUCUGCAAUAUCAGCCACCUAUUUUAUCCGGAACUUUGAAAAACAAGCUAUUUAGCUGAAAAUUUCAAGUAGAUGGGCUAGGAAUAUACUGAACUGGUUCUUCUUUGGCCCUUUUCAAGGACCCUUUUUUCUGAUGUGAUCUAUCCAAAAUAUCUCUGCUGGUGAGAGCCUGGAGGUAGGAACAGGGUGUGUAUGAAAGCAAAAAGUUUAACCAGAAGAGAAAAAAUUUCCUUAGUGGGUCUCUUCAACAGCAUCUGUUUUACCCGGGCUGGAGGUGGUUAUUAAAUGCUCAUGACUGAUGUGGCGCUAGUGAGGAAAGCAUCAGUGAAUAUGUCAGACAGGCAGAUGCUGCUUGGCAUAUGAUUUGCUUAUUUCCACUUCAUCCAAAAUCAUAAAAGGAAAAGAGAGAGAGAGAAUAACAAUGAGAGAUGAAUUGGGAAGUUCUUGGAACAGCAGUGCUGAUACCCCAAAGCCCACUCAAUCAGUUGUUGGACGUACUGAGAUUCUAUAGUGAUUGGGGCCAUAUAAUUACCCCGUUAUGUAGAAAGAAUCCGCUAACUGCACCAUUUUAGAUACUCACCUUAAUUCUGUACUUUCCAGCUCGUUUCCAGAUUGGGAGCCAGGGGUAGGAGUGGAAAUCGGUUGCCUUGUGUGACCCCAGAUGGGGGCAGAAAUACCCACUUGAUUUCUGAGCUCGAAAUGGGUCGCCUUCCAAAGUUCAUCUCCCAUUCUAGUGAGCAGGCUGGUCUGAAAGCCUUAAGGAGGAUGGGCUAGAAGGGAGACUUGAAGCACUCCUAGCCAGAAUGUUGGCAUGUACGCUAGCACGAACCCUUGCCGGGUGGCUGUGUCCUGCUUGCUCCCUGCUUCUGUUUCAAUGACCCUCCUAAUGGUGCAUUCGAACUGUUUUCCGACAUGAUUAGUUUGUGCUGUGGGCAGACUUUGUAUACACAGGUCUGCUUCAAAUUGAUCUUCUGAUUGGUGAACUGCUUUAAGAAAUUAAGAAUGACAGUUCUUUUGUGUGCAACGUAAAAGCUUGAGCUCACUUAGCGAGCUAUAGACCAGGGAGAGGAAAUCUCCCAGUCUAGUCAAAUGUUGAGAUUUAAAGCUUCACUUGCUGGCAAAAAGGUAAAAUCAUUGAACUCUAUCACUCCUGGGCUUCACUCCUAAUCAGACUCCUGCUGCUGUAUGGAAAUACAGUGACCUCCACAGGACUCCACGCUGGCAAACCCUUAAAUAGGGGAACCCAGGAUCAACCCUUUGUUUGCAAUUAGAAAUGGCCUGGAGACAGGCUAUUAGGCCAGAAUCUGCAGUCAUACUGAUGGUAGAUCUAGGGUAUGUCUACACAGCAGCAUUAUUUUGGAAUAACUAACAUUAUUCCGAAAUAACAUAGUGUGCAUCUACACUACAACCCUUUAUUUCGAAAUAAUGUCAAGCUGGAGGACUUCUUACUCCGACUCCUAUAACCCUCAUUUCCCGAGGAGUAAGGGAAGUCACAGGAAGAGUGCCUUUUUUCGACUUCCUGCUGUGUAGACAGCACCAAAAGCCAAAUUAAGCUAUUUCAACUUCAGCUAUGCAAUUGACGUGGCUCAAGUUGAGUAGCUUAAUUCAACUUUAGCUCUAUUGAGUAGACAUACCCCUAGAGUAAUCCCAUUGAUGUUGAAGGAGUUACUCUGCAUUUACAUCAGCAGAGCAGAUAACACAAUCUUGUCCCUUGACUGAUAACAUUUAUGGCUGGUGAUAGUAUUGCAGAGCAGUCAAUUUGUUGUGAACUUUCCAAAACCUUGGAAGAAAGACCAUGAACUCCCUAGUCUUCCCUCAGAACAGGCUAUAUUUAAACAAGCAAAGGAUUAUACACUCGGCAGUAUUGCUGAGAAAUCAACUGGCUCUGCGAGCACUAGCAACAGCCAGCAAAAUCUAAUGAGAUUGGAAGAGUCCUCACAUGCGGCUCAUUAAAAAUGUUUCUUCAUAAAAUAACCAGAUUGGAAUUAUUUGUUGUUGUUUUUUUAAAUUAAGAUAUUUAAUUAUUUAUUUCAAUUGAUUAAAUUCAUUUUUCUUUCUUUCUUCUUAGCAUAUUGGUUGAGCUGACUCAUUCUGUAAGACUAUUAUAACCAAGGCUCUGCAAAUUUAGUGUGUAAUGAACAAUGGUUUUCUGUGUCUGUUUAAUGGCUGUUUUGGAUUUUUUUUCCACUAUGGCUUGGCUACCAGAACUCCAUUUGGCCAAGACUGAACUUUUCUCAAUCAUCAUGGAACAGGUAUUAUUUUUUAAUCAGAGGCUUUGUCUAAUCAGAGUUAUAUGUGAACUGUGAAUAAAGAAGUAGAAAGAG
Molecule: messenger RNA, 4006 nt
Organism: Pelodiscus sinensis (Chinese soft-shelled turtle)
Lineage: Eukaryota; Metazoa; Chordata; Testudines; Trionychidae
Gene: CLIC5
Product: CLIC family member 5
Source: RefSeq, a predicted model, not a curated record